UAAAGCUUACUCUCUCCCCUCCUCAAGAUGGACAACCAGGCCUUUGAAAUGGAACCUGAGAGCACUGCCAGGUCCUGGAAGGGAAAAGAGAGGCUGCAGAAAGAGGCCACCCAAGGCAGCCCCUCCGUGCUGAAGCUGUUUGUGGUUUGCCUUCUGGCCGGCCUCAUCACCACGGCCAUCAGCAUUCUCAGCCUCUCCCUGGUGUACACCAAGACCGGAGGAGGCCUCGUUAACGAGAUGAGAGUCAAUGAGAUGAGUGUUAACGAGGUGCUGGUUAACAAUGAAGCAGCUUCGUCAAGUCCGGGUGUGGACGCCAGAUUGGCUCCCUCUGAUUGUUUCUUUGCUUCCUGGCAGCCAAUUGGUGGAGUGAAAUUCAUCCGAACGUUCCAGAAGGCUUCAGAGGACCAAACUGUGAACCUGCCUCCUAAUUUGGGCCAAUUAGUGCACAGCGUUAAUUACAAGCAGUCCGAAGACAGUCAAGUUUGGCGGUAUUUUUAUGACCUCAGAGCUUCUCCAGUCCACGCUUUCCGAGGUGGUGAAUUCCAAUGGGCUCCGUAUCGAUCUUCCAGGACCUUGCCAACCCCGAUGGAGCUCAUUUACAUACAAUCCCUUAAUGAGGAGAGCCAUUCGCUCACUUUGGCCACGUUAAGGAUCUUCGUUAACGAGCUGGGCCAGCCUCAUUACCAUUUCAACGCUAACGAGCUCGCCUACGUUGUCAGCGGCUGCGCCAGGGCUGGCUUGGUGAUGGAAUCAGGGACAACGGUGACGUUCGAUAUCGCGAUAGGGGAUGUGAUAUUUUUUCCUGUCGGGACUCAACAUUAUCUGAGGAGCGUCUGUGACGAGGAGCUGCUGCUGGUGGUGGCUUACAGCACUGGGAAGGAGGAACUGAAGACCCUUCGUAUGAACAAAUACUUCAUGGACACAGCAGACCACAUCCUGGCUCAACUCUUCCACAAAGAUCAGAAGGAGUUCCAGAACUUUCCCCGUGCUUAAUUAGUGGGGUUCAUUAGCCGAACGUUUGUUAAUUAAAUGAGUUUUCUUUUGC
Meleagris gallopavo (turkey) is the source of this 1045-nucleotide messenger RNA. The record is from RefSeq and is a predicted model, not a curated record. NCBI's taxonomy places the organism in Eukaryota, Metazoa, Chordata, Aves, Galliformes, Phasianidae.